Strongyloides ratti is the source of this 1101-nucleotide messenger RNA. RefSeq names its product Transcription factor TFIIIB component B'' homolog. NCBI's taxonomy places the organism in Eukaryota, Metazoa, Nematoda, Chromadorea, Rhabditida, Strongyloididae. Gene Ontology annotation, molecular function: TFIIIC-class transcription factor complex binding. Gene Ontology annotation, biological process: RNA polymerase III preinitiation complex assembly. The transcript is spliced from 2 exons. The record is from RefSeq and is a predicted model, not a curated record. Gene Ontology annotation, cellular component: transcription factor TFIIIB complex. Bases 1 to 1101 code for a protein of 366 amino acids.
AUGAAAAGGAGAGCAAAAAUAACAAUUAAACCUAAUUUAAAUAUUUCUUCAAUUCCUAGCAAAAUAAUAGAAAAAGAAUCUGAAGAAAUAAUUGAAGUAGAAGUUAAAGAAAAAAUAGAUGAACCAAUAAAUAUUGAAGAACCAAAAAUAGUAGAUAUUUCUACUGUUCCUGCAACUAUUUGUACUGGAGUAACAAAUGUAUCAGUAAAAGAUUUUAAUUUAGAACCAUAUUCUAGAGCACUUUCUGUUUCUCCUUCUAUUGCACCUUCUAUAACACCUUCUAUUGGAUCUCGUAAAAAAAAAAAAUUAUUUACAGGUAAAGAAGAAUUAGAUCCUACUAAAUUUACAAUGAUGGAUUUAAUAUAUUGGAAUCCUAAACAUGAAAAAGGAUUAGAUAAAGAAAAAUUUAAAUUACCCAAAUCUUCUACUCUUGCUCCAAGACCAAAAAUGGUUAAAGUUGAGGAUGAUAAUGUAGGACCACGUGUUAAAGUUGAUGAAGAUGGAAAUUUAGUAAUAGACCAAGAAAGUUUAAUUGUUAAACAACAAGCUGAAAAUAAUAUUUGGGAGACUGUUGAUGAAUCUACUUUACCACGGAAAAUUACUUCAUUAAGUUUUAGAAAAAAUAAAGUUAUUAGAAAAUCUCAUGCAUGGAGUCAAGAAGAGACUGAUUUAUUUUACCAAAUAAUUCAAGCAACUGGUCCUGAUUUUACCUUAAUGCAUCAAUUUUUUCCAACAAAGGCUAGAGCUGAAUUAAAGGCUAAAUAUAAUAGGGAAGAAAAGUAUAAUAGUGCUAAAUUAACACAAGCACUUAAUUCACCUGCUAUGAUGGAUGAUAUAUUUCUUGAGAAAUGUUUAAAAACAGCAGAAGAACUUGAAAGAAUUAAAAAAGAAGUACAGGAAGAAAGAGAGCGCAAAGCAAAAGAAUUGGCAGAGGCUAAAGAGGCACGAAAAGAAGCUAAAUUAGCAAAAUUAAAAGAAUUAGAAAAUGAUAUUGUUGAAAAUGAUGUUCCUAUUCGUAAAAUUACUAAAAGUAAUAGUGUAUAUUUAAGAAAAAGAAAAAUUAUUGAAGAUUCUGAUACAUCUUUUGAUUCACCAUCAUAA